AUGCUGCGCCGUACACGACGAGCUCCCAAGGCGUGUUCCUGGUGUCACCACCGUAAAGUCCGCUGCGAUGCCUCGAUCCGGGGUUGUCCAUGUACGCGCUGUCGACAGGACGGGCGGCCGGAAUGUGUUUUACGUGGGAAAAUGCCGCGAAAUUUCACCGGCUUCAUAGGGCAGAGCAACGCUGGCAAUAAUCAGGACCAAGACACGAUCAACGCGACAAACCCGCACCUGGAGCGCAUCCGGGCUCUGGCACUUGAAGCGGACGGGGUGGACCGAGACCUCGCCUUUUCGUCUACUUCUAAGUCGAGCUCUUUUCCGGGCCACAUCAGCUUCACAGAUUAUCCCUUCCUCGAACUUCGCACUCUCACCACUCUCGACCGCGCAGACCUCGCCUUCCUUGCAGCAAAAGGUUGCCUAAGCGUUCCGGUGGAGACUUUACUCGAUGAGUUCGUCCGUCAAUAUUUCCUCCAGGUCCACCCGAGUUCCCCGGUGGUAGACGAAGCGGAGUUCUGGCAUAUCUACAAGAACUCGCAGACUGCCGCUGGGAGGGGCAAGAAAAUUUCUCUCUUCGUGUUUCAGGCCGUCAUAUUUGCCGGGUCUCCCUACGUGUCCAUCGAGACGAUCCGCCAAUGCGGUUGGAGCGAUAAACGCGCCGCACGUAAUGGCCUCUAUGCCCGCGUUAAAACGCUAUAUGACCUUCACGCUGAAGACAGGCCGUAUUGCCUAGCACAAGGAGCCGUCAUCCUGACUUUACAUACGUCCGCUUCAGAGCCGCAAAUCAGCAGUCUAUGGCUGACGCGGGCGAUCCAAAAUGCGCUCAUCAUCGGAAGUGGCUGUCGACCUGGCGCUCUUGAAGCCGACGCUGGAUCCGAAACAGAGGUAGUCAAAGCAUCAAUGAAGAAGAGGCUGUGGUGGUCGAUUAUCCUGCGCGACCGGAGUCUGUGUCUCGGAUUGCGGCGGCGUCCGCAGGUCACAUCGUUUGAUAUGAGCAUGGGUGUCGUGACAGAGCUUCCUGACGAAGCGGAUUUCGCAGACGAGAUUGUUGAUUCGCCCGUCUACAGUCUUGAGAUCAAACGAAUGCUGUUAAAGGUUCUGCAGGAGCAAUGUCGACUCGCUGUAUUGCUUUCCGAAAUGAUUACCUUUGUCUUCGCGAGCCAUGGGAUUGCGGCCCCGAGCUUGAGCCUCGAGCAGUUCCACGAGGAACUAAUCAAGAUUACCAGGACAAAGAAUGCAAUGGGCAGGUGGGAGCAGUGUUCGUCUUUGAACCAGUGGAUAGGGAUCGAAGGGAAAGGGAAUGGAAAGGAGAAGGCCCCUGAGGCAGUAAUGCUUUUCGUGAAUUUCACUUAUAUGUACUACCAGACUGCCCGGAUUGACCUAGCCCACUACGAAGCGCUGCUGCUCGAGAACCACCCUCUGUUCAGCGGCAAAAACUACUUCAACCAUCUCUUCUCAGCAGGCAAUACUCUACGAGACGCAAUGGCAAAGCUAACCGCCAUAAUGGAAUAUUUUGGACGAGAGGGACGCGCGCAGAAUCUACCUCUGAGUGUGCUCGCCUACGUAGCGAUGCCUCUUGUCCUCACGGCAAUCGACCUCAAGCUCUCUCCGACGUCGGCAGAAAUGGUGCGUCGCCGGAGACGACUCGAUGCACUCGGUGAGAUCGUUCGGCAUUCAGGGCGCGUUUACGAUGUCACCGACUUUGUGACCGCGGGAACGAAUCAUAUUUUACGUCUGGCUUAUAUUACCUCACAGCAUCUUUUCCUGCGGUGGGACGAGAAUGGUGGCCAACAGACCCGUAUGCCCGAGAGAAGCGGGUCAACUGCCAGCUCUAACUCUGCUUCCAGCUCGAGUCCCAGUUCUAGCCCCAGCCCUCCACAAGACCUCUCACCCUCGGCCUCGGCCUCGGCUGGCUUGGAGGUGGAUAAGUCGUCUUACACGGGAAUGGGGUGCGGAAGGGCAAACACAUGGCACGAAGCAUUCCUUCGGUUUCCCCGCGCAUACCUUCUUAUAUCGACAAGUGUGGAUUAUAGUCUUGCAGUCGGCCGCUUGCCAUACGAUAAUGCGCUGCCGGAGCUGGUGAGGUGUAUCCCGCCGAUUGGAAUGGCGAUUAGGCUUCCUUGGACGAUCGAGGGUGCUACCCCGCGGAUAAAAAUGCCGAUGGAGAUGAACAAUACAAGGAGAGAUAGUUCGCCGUAUCUCCAGGCUGGGACGCCAGGAAGUGCAUUUGGCUUAAGGGCAGAGCGGGGCAACGAUUAUGAUCACGAUGUCCGGACUCUGCCAGAUGAUGUUUCGGUCCAGACGAACAUGAACACCAGCACGAACAUCAACAUGAAAAUGCCGGCACAGGCGACUGGGACGGAUUUUUCUUUUCCUCUUCUCACAAGCUCGCGUCAACCUACCGAGAACUUUCAGCCCCAGCCCGAGCAAGAUCAGAUCAAUCUCGACUACCUCUACAUCGAGCCAGACGCCAACGCACAAGCCAUUAACCAGGGAGUGACAGAUUUUGACAGAAUCAACCUCCAACACCUAGCACAGGGAUUUGACCCGUUGAUAUCGUCGUGGGUGCACGAUUACUUUGGGGAGUCGGCCCCCCCUCCGGUGGUUAGCCCUGGGAUGGAUCUUGAUAUGCAGGUGGAUGGGUUGGGCCUGGCGUAA
Aspergillus nidulans FGSC A4 is the source of this 2652-nucleotide messenger RNA. RefSeq names its product Zn(II)2Cys6 transcription factor. NCBI's taxonomy places the organism in Eukaryota, Fungi, Ascomycota, Eurotiomycetes, Eurotiales, Aspergillaceae. The transcript has 5 exons. Gene Ontology annotation, molecular function: zinc ion binding; DNA-binding transcription factor activity, RNA polymerase II-specific; DNA binding. Gene Ontology annotation, cellular component: nucleus. The record is from RefSeq and is a predicted model, not a curated record. The coding region runs from base 1 to 2652 and encodes 883 amino acids. Gene Ontology annotation, biological process: regulation of DNA-templated transcription; DNA-templated transcription.